Molecule: messenger RNA, 3302 nt
Organism: Hippoglossus stenolepis (Pacific halibut)
Lineage: Eukaryota; Metazoa; Chordata; Actinopteri; Pleuronectiformes; Pleuronectidae
Gene: sclt1
Product: sodium channel and clathrin linker 1
Exons: 22
Coding region: 178-2220 (680 amino acids)
Biological process (GO): clustering of voltage-gated sodium channels; cilium assembly
Cellular component (GO): centriole
Source: RefSeq, a predicted model, not a curated record
CAAACGGAACUAUUUUAGCGGAGCACACCCUCAUUGCCAUUGGUUGCUUUUUGUUUGCUUCAAAACGGACGGCGGAACCGAGGAGAACAACAAACCCUCUCAUGUCCCCGUGUUUCACUCUAUCUACAUGUAACACACUUGUACAACGCAGCCCACCAGCACUCACCAGCACUCACCAUGGAUGCUGAAGUUGAUCAAGACCACAGGUUAAAUUCUGCUCCCAGUCAGCAUCAGUACGGGCACCACAAUCAGUCCACAUCAUCUCAGGUUGAGGAGGAAAGAAGAACGGGGUCUCCUUCUCACUGGAUCUCAGACAGAAGCAUGAUGGCUCCUCUGAUCGCAGAGUAUGAUCGGCACAUGGAUGAAAUGAAUGAACAGUUACAGAGAUAUCAGGCGCUGAUGACGGAUGUCAAAGUGAAGUUGGAGAGGGUUGUCAAAGAGAACGAAAGGCUGCAUACCGAGCUAAGGGAGUCUGUAGAGAAGCAGCUGCAUGCUCUGCCUGUGGCCCCAGGAACGGAGGGCAGCACACUGGAGGAGGAUGCAGUCAUCAGGAACCUCCAAGAACAGGUCCAGCUGUCGGAGCAGGAGCGGGUGCAGGCCAUGGAGCUGUGGCAGACGGCAGCCCAGGAGCUGGACCACCUCCAGCAGGUCUACCAGAAAUCCAACUCGGAUGGUCAGGUCCACGAUGCUCAGAGACGGCAGCUCAAGGAUCAGCUUGUUCAGUUCCAGCAGCACUCACACAAACUCCAAGUCACCAAUCAGAAGCUGGAAUCGACCAACCAGCAGCUGCUGAAGACGGUGACAGAGCAGAGCACGGAGAUGGAGGAGCAACACAGUCAGCUCAGACAAGCCAAAGCUGAACUGAGGACGGCCACAGCCAAAGUGGAUGAGAUGACCAAAUUGCUGCAGAAUGUCCAGAACCAGAUGCAGAGACGGGAGGAGGAUGUGGCAGAGGCUCAGGGCCGCGAGGAUGCGGCCAACAGACGGCUCCUACAGCUCCAGGCAGCCUUGAGCCAGCUAGAGGCCAGGCUGAAGGCGUCAUCUCAGGAGGCAGAGUCCUUUCGCAGAGAGCAAACUGUGUGGGAGAGAAAGCUGGGGGAACUCCAGGCACGUUGCAGCACCCUAGAAGAGGAGAAGUAUGAGGCCCUGGCCAAAGUUCGAGAGAGCGUUCAGGUGGCGGAGGAGGCUGCACUGCAGAAGGACCAGGCCUUGUUAAGAGAGAAACAGAGGAUGGAGGAGCUAGAGAAGACGAAGGAGGCCAUCAAACAGUUGAUCCAGGACGCUGCGGUCCGCACCAGAAAAGAGGUAGAGAAUGUGCGCAAGCAGUGCAAUUCUCAAAUCCACCGUAUGGCUGAGGAGCUGUCUGCACUGCAGCUGGAGUGUGCAGAUAAAGAGUCUCAGAUUGAAAGAUCCCUGCGAGAGAGAAAAGCUGCAGAGGAGGAACUGGAGAAGGUGUAUAAGGAGGGCAGGGGAGAGCCAGAAUUCAGGAAGAUUGAGGCUCUUCAUCAGAGGUUUCUGAAUGCAGAGAGGAUGAAGGAAGACAUGAGCUUGACUCUACAAAGCACCAAGAACAAAUUAAAAACGAUGGACAUGGACUACACUGAGGAGCUGUCCCGGUGCCAAGAGGAGGUGAGGCGGCUGCAGGGCUCUCUGGCUGCAGCCCGGGACGACAGCGUUAAUGUCAGUGAGGAGCGGCUCCAACUGCAACAGGAGAACUUGCAGCUCCGGAGGGAGAUGGAUGAGCUCCGCAAAGCCACCCUGCUGCUCCAAAAGAAGGCCAAACAACAGGUGUCACAGAUGGAGCACGAGUACAGCCUGAAGGAACAGGGGCUCGACGCUCAGGUGAGGGAGCUGGAGGAGAGCAGCCGCAGCUCCACCACUGAUCUGACGCGCCUCCUCACAGCACAGCAGAAAAGCACUCAGCGCUGGAAGGAAGAGGCCAAGAACCUAGUCCAGGCCUUCGAGACUAAAAUCACAGGCCUUAAGGGAGAGCUGAAUCGGCAGAAGCAGCGUUCACACGAUCAAGAGAUGCAGCUUGAAACCGAUCACAACACCAUUACUGAGUACGAGAGGCAGCUCGCAGAGUAUCAAGAGAAGUCGAGUCGUCUCCAGAGACGACUGACACAAGCGGAACAAAGGGCAGCUACUGCAACACAGCAGCUGAGUAUGCUGGCAUCGCAACGAAGGAAAAUGGCCGCGGUUGAUCCAGAGACUUUGUGAUGUUUACUUGUCACUGUUUAGUGGGGGGGGGAAUGUAGCCAUGUUUUAGAGCACUUUGUUCUUUCUUUUUAAAAUAUGAUACUAGUGUACUGGCCAAAGGCAUAAAACAGACAUGCUGUUAUUAGUGCCCUGGUGGUUGUAUGACUACAACAUAUCUUAACUUUAUAAACCAAUGUUGUUCCAAUGGUUUUUAUCAAGCAUUUUUUUAUUUAUAUGUCUGAUAAGUAGUUUACAGGUGCAUCUAAUAAAAAUUGAAUAACGUGGAAAGGUUUCAAUAUUUUUGAAUUACCUAUUUCAUGGAAACUAAAAUGUUUCAAACAUUUUUUUUAACUAUUGAUACAGUUUACAGUAAAUGCUGUAUCUCUUGGUCUGGAUCAGUACACACAACCAUAGUCAUGAGGGAAACUGCUGAUUAUCGACAGCCUCCACAAAGAGGGUGAACCACAGAUAGACUUUAAAGGCCUGGCUGUUGGCAGAGUCCUGCAUCGAAGCAUAUUCAUGGAAGUUGACUGGAAGGGAAAUGUGUGGUAGGAAAGGGUGCACAACCAACAGGGAUGACUGCAGCCUUGAGAAGAUUGUUAAUCAAAGCUGAGUGGGAGAGCUUCACAAGGAGUUGUCUGAGGCUGGAGUCAGAGCACCGAGAGCCCCCACGCACAGGAAAUGGUCCAAAGUCCUCUUUUCAGAUGAAUGUAAUUUUUGCAUUUCAUUUGGAAAUCAAGGUUCCAGGGACUGAAGGAAAAGUGGGGAGGCACAGAAUCCAAGCUGCUUUAAGUCCAGUGUGUAGUUCUGCAGUCUGUGAUGAUUUGGGGUGCCAUGUCAUCUGCUGCUGUUGGUACACCGUGUCUUAUCAAGUCCAAAGUCAACGCCCGUCUACCAGGAGAUUUUAGAGCUCUUCAUGCUUCCUCCUGUUUCCAAGUUUAAUGGUCGCCUCCGUGCAUUGAUGCAGUAAUUUGAGCUAAAGGAGCCCCGACCAAGUAUUGAGUGAAUAAAUGACGAUACUUUUCAGAAGGUCGACAUUUUGAUUGAUCCUAGGAAAUAUUGUAAUAUUUUUUUGUGAUACAACGAAAUACCCCUAGGGAUAA